CACCUUGAUAUAAUGUAAAAACCGAUUUUCCACUGUGCAAGCGCCGAAUUGUGGCAAUAAUAUUGGAAAAUAUCUUUAUGUGUCAUUUUAUUCGCAAAAUGAUCAUAUAAAUGCCCAUUCUUCCCCGAUUACUAACGUCAAGGAAGCAACGAAGAAGGCUCGUUUAGAAUUUGGAACGCUUUCCCGCGAGAUUUGGGCUUGUUCUGUUGUGCGAAUGCCACGUCUAGAUUAAGCAGCUACAGGUAGCUUCGUCAACCUGAGCGGAGGUGGCAUCCCCUUGGUCAGACAUAAAGAAACCAGCCAGUCGGUCGUACUAUGGGGUGCCGACAUGUGUUGGCGGUGACACUGGCCACAUCUGCAGUACUGCUGCUGCUCUCCUCCCGUCUAAGUGAGGCUCACGGCCACUCGCAUGAUGACCACGGGCACCAUCAUCAUCAUCACCACCAUCAUCAUCAUGGCCACGCCCACGGAGAGCACCAUGGACACUCACACGACCCGGAGGUGAAGAUGUUCCAUGGUGCCAGCAAGUGGAGCGCGGAGGCCAACCUGUCACCAGGGGAGGAGGCAGUAGAAGACCACCACCAUGACCAUGACCAUGGCCAUGCUCACUACCACGACCAUGGACAUGCUCACGACCAUGGACAUGCUCACAGCCACGACCAUGGCCAUGCUCAUAACCACGACCAUGGACAUGCACACAGCCAUGGGCAUGAUGAUCUCAUUUAUGAGGACAAGAGUGAAGAUGUUAACGGGCAUGGAGCGCGUAGGAGUGAUGCAGAGAAGAGGACCAUGACAGAGCUGUGGAUGCAGGCUGUCGGCGCCACACUGCUCAUCAGCGCCGCACCUUUCCUCAUCCUCUUCCUCAUCCCGGUGGAGUCCAACAGUGACCAGCACCAGAACUUGCUCAAGGUGCUGCUGAGCUUCGCGUCGGGCGGCCUGCUGGGUGAUGCCUUCCUCCACCUCAUACCGCACGCUCUUGAGCCACACUCCCACCAUGGCAACCACGACGAUCAUGGAGAUCCGCACGACCACGGACACUCUCACGGCGCUGCCCACGGUCACAUGAUGUCAGUGGGCCUGUGGGUUCUUGGCGGUAUCAUCGCCUUUCUGGUUGUGGAGAAGUUUGUGCGUUUAGUGAAAGGAGGACACUCUCAUUCGCACUCGCACGCACACAAUGGCAAGGAAAAGGACAGCGACGGGGAGGAGAAGAAAAAGGAAAGCAAAGGGAAAACGGCGGCAAAGAAGAAGAAGAACGCAGACAUCAAGGUGUCGGGCUACCUCAACCUGGCAGCCGACUUCACUCAUAACUUCACCGACGGCCUGGCCAUCGGCGCAUCCUUCCUGGUGAGCCCGGCGGUCGGCGCCAUCACCACGAUCACCAUCCUGCUGCACGAGGUCCCGCACGAGAUCGGAGACUUUGCCAUCCUGGUCCAGUCUGGCUGCACAAAGAGAAAGGCCAUGUGUCUGCAACUGGUCACGGCCUUGGGAGCCCUGGCCGGCACUGCCUGCUCGCUGCUGGCGGAAGGCGUGGGGGCCGCUGCCACCGCUUGGAUCCUGCCCUUCACCGCCGGCGGCUUUGUGUACAUCGCCACGGUGACGGUGCUUCCGGAACUGCUGGCGGGUCGCUCCAGCUUCGGCCAGUCUGUGAUGGAGAUUUUUGCCCUGCUGUUCGGAGUGGGCAUGAUGGUUCUGAUCGCCGAGUACGAGUGAGACAGAACGUGAGCAAAAACUGGCAAGAUUAAAACACUUUUUAAUUAGUUGUUUUUGGCAGCAUCUCUUAUUUGUGACGGUUUCUUUUUUUUAAGGGAAAAGCAUCAUGCUCUUUUUUUAUGAUGGACAUAUCUUGACAGGACUUUUAGCAUGUCCAUCCAUCCUAUUUUUCAUUAAGGUCAAUGGUAAGCUGGAGCCAACCACAGCUGAUGUUCAUGUUCACUCAAUGUUCUGCAUUGUAUGCUUUUGGGGUCUUAAACAGAAGUGGACAGAAUGCAUGUUCAAGGUCAAAAGUAGUGAAAGCAUCUCAGAUUUAUUCUUGUAGAUGUGAAGUUGUGAUAUCCAACAAUGCUUUGCAGGAAGUUUGUGCACCAACGUCUGCCACUGUGACCAACAAUAAAGGCUGAUAAUAUUCAAA
Messenger RNA from Doryrhamphus excisus (bluestripe pipefish), 2128 nucleotides. RefSeq names its product solute carrier family 39 member 7 (gene slc39a7). Gene Ontology annotation, molecular function: zinc ion transmembrane transporter activity. Lineage: Eukaryota; Metazoa; Chordata; Actinopteri; Syngnathiformes; Syngnathidae. Gene Ontology annotation, cellular component: membrane. Gene Ontology annotation, biological process: zinc ion transmembrane transport; intracellular zinc ion homeostasis. The record is from RefSeq and is a predicted model, not a curated record.